AUGGUCAAGGAGCAAGCGCCGCCUAAGGCGCCUUUGCGUCCCUUAGGCUCGAACGAAACAAACGGCAAUUCCCAAAUACAGCCCAGUCAACCAGAAGAAAAACCACAAAGACCAUCAAGCUCAACCGCGGGUAGUUUUACCUCUGUGAACCCCGCCUCCACUACAGCCCCAGCCCCGAUACCUGCUAUUAAAUCUCGAGUAUUCUCUGGAAACAUGGAUGAUAAAUACGCGAACCUUUUCAUCCAACCCAAGAACCGUCCCGAACACCACCGACCUCAACGCAUCGCAGGCCCGUUACAGCCUUCUUUUAAGGACAAGAAACCUCCACCGCCUGCCAUGUUUAACGCCAUUCCUGGUCCGGAAGGAUCGGCUAGUAACCCGAUCUCCGUCCCAGAUGGCCGUCCCGUCUCGAUCUAUAGCCAGCCUGGUGUCUUCUCCACACACGUCGAUCCCAAGAAAGCUGCUGCCGAUAUCAAAGCCUUGCUCGAAGGCUCUAUAGAAGAUGAAGAGGACAAGGCAGUAAAGGAAGAGGAAGGCGAAGACAAAUCACAUGUAGAAGGACUCGCUGUUCGACUUCUACCACAUCAAGUCGAGGGUGUGGAAUGGAUGAGAGGUCGUGAACUUGGUCCUGUCAAGAAGGGGAAGGUGCCCAAGGGUGGUCUUCUCGCUGACGACAUGGGUCUAGGAAAGACUCUUCAAUCUAUUGCACUUAUUUUGACCAACCAGAAGCCUAAAGAUAAACACGAAGGUGUAGAAAAGACUACAUUGGUUGUUGCACCUUUGGCCCUCAUCCGCCAAUGGGAAGCCGAAUUGAAGGAGAAAGUCACUGAAUCACACAAAAUGAAGGUACUCGUACACCAUGGACCGCAACGUACUAAACGAUUUGAGGAUCUUCGCCGAUACGAUGUAGUCAUUACCACCUACCAGAUCCUUGUGUCCGAAUUCGGCCACACCACGGCGUCUGUAAAAGCUGGUUGUUUUGGCCUACACUGGUAUCGCGUUAUCCUAGAUGAGGCCCAUACAAUCAAGAACAGAAAUGCCAAGGCCACAAAAGCAUGCUGCGAACUUCGAAGUGUGUAUCGUUGGUGUCUCUCCGGUACACCAAUGCAGAACAAUUUGGAUGAACUACAAAGUUUAGUCAAGUUCCUCAGAAUCAGACCGUACGAUGAUCUUCGGGAGUGGAAGGAUCACUUCGACUUGCCUAUGAAGAACGGUAAGGGCGAAGUUGCUAUACGUCGUCUUCAUGGUCUGCUACAGUGUUUCAUGAAGCGACGAACCAAGGAUAUCCUUAAGGAAGCCGGAGCUCUCAACGCCGGUGGCAAGGAAACCAAAGAUGGCGAAAAGAGCGGGGCCCAAAGCUUCAAGGUCACUGAACGAAAGGUUGUGACCGUUGCGGCUGAGUUCACGCCAGCGGAGAGACGGUUCUACGACAGAUUGGAGAAGCGAACGGAUAAGAGUAUCGAGGAAAUGAUGAAGAGCAAGCUCAACUAUGCUAGCGCUUUGGUACUUCUAUUGCGUUUGAGACAAGCUUGCGACCACCCGAAACUAGUCGAAGGCAAGCUUGAGAAAGACAAGGAUGCUCUAUCCGAAGAAACCAAACCAAAGAAGAACGAUGCCGAUGUCGACGCUCUUGCGGAUCUCCUCGGUGGACUAGACGUAGAGGCUAAGCAUUGCGAUAUUUGCGGCUGGGAGUUAGACCGCGAAAGUCGACAGCCUGGUUCAGAUAAAUGCAAGGCUUGCUACGAAGAUCUAGAGUACUUCAAGCACCACGAGGAAGGAGGAGACCUAAAAGCUCCGAAGAUGAGAACGAAAAAGAAGAAGAGCAAGGUCAAGCAAGUUGUCCGCGAAAAAGUAAAGACCGAAGUCGCUAAACAGCGAAAGCCUAGAAACCGUCGCGCAAUCCUCGAUAGUGAUGACGAGGAGGAGGAAGGCGAUUGGAUUGUCUCCAGCGAUGAGCAAGGAUCAUUACGGUUGGGUAAAGCCGGUGGCACGGACGACGAAAACGCCGAGGGUGAAGGUGACACGAUCAACACGGAAGAUUCCGAAGACGAGGAGACACAAGACGGCAGUCAAUUGAACAGUUUUAUUGUUAAUGACGGCAAUGAUACUAAGCCUGAAGAUCUUCAACGGGCCUUGGAUGAAUCGGAUUCCGAGGAUGAUGAUAUUGAGUCAAUUUCAGCGAUUCAGUCUAAACUAAGCAAAACCAAACUUGAAGAUAGCGAGGAAGACGAUGACGAUGAUGAGGGUGAUGAAAAUGAUGAUGGCAAAAGUAGUAAGGACGAUGAGGAGGAUGGGGAAGAUGAGGAUGCAGAUUCGGAAUCGCAAUCCGAGUCUGAAGACGACGAUACUGGUAUUUCCGAAUCCGAACUUAUCUCAGAUUCCGAAGAGGAAGUCGCAUACUCCCGAUCCCGCCGCGAGAAGGAAAAGACACCCCACGUCCUCGCGUCCGCCAAGAUCCGACAACUGAUCUCACUCCUACACAAGGAAGUCCACGACCACAAAUUCAUCGUGUUCUCUCAAUUCACUAGUAUGCUCGACCUAGUUGAACCCUUCUUCCGCAAGGAAGGCAUUAAAUACACGCGCUACGAUGGAAGCAUGAAAAAUGACGCGCGUGAAGCCGCUCUCGAUGGCUUACGAAAAGAUUCGCGCGUGCGCGUCCUUCUCUGCUCCCUGCGAUGCGGUGCGCUCGGUCUAAAUCUCACGGCUGCCAGCCGCGUUAUCAUCCUCGAACCUUUCUGGAACCCAUUCGUCGAGGAACAAGCCAUCGACCGUGUUCACCGACUCACACAAACCGUAGACGUGAUCGUGUAUAAACUUACAGUAGCAAACAGCGUCGAGGAGCGAAUCCUAGAACUUCAACAAAAGAAACGACUGCUUGCGCAGGCGGCUAUUGAAGGUGGUGCUAGGAAGGAAGCGCUUAAGCUCGGUCUCAAGGAGAUGAUGGAUUUGUUUGGACACGUGGGACGUGGAGGCCGAGGCGGUGGUGCAGGAGACGAGAGUUUUAACGAGGAUGUGGCGCGCAAUGAUGUUAAUGCUACCCUGGCUGGUAUGCGCAGCAAGAAUUCUCAUGGGAGUCGGGGGAGUGGGAAUGAGAGUUCGAUUUAUGGACGUCGUUGGUAA
Messenger RNA from Hypoxylon trugodes, 3120 nucleotides. Its product is annotated as SNF2 family N-terminal domain-containing protein. The record is from RefSeq and is a predicted model, not a curated record. The transcript has a single exon. Bases 1 to 3120 code for a protein of 1039 amino acids. Gene Ontology annotation, cellular component: cytoplasm. Lineage: Eukaryota; Fungi; Ascomycota; Sordariomycetes; Xylariales; Hypoxylaceae. Gene Ontology annotation, molecular function: ATP binding; ATP-dependent chromatin remodeler activity.